AUGGACCCUGCAGGCCCGGGAGCGGGGGUCGGGCGCUUGGGUUCCGCCUGCCUUUUCCUGGGAGCGCAAUGCUUCCAGCCCCAGCCUUUCCAGCGGGGUCCUCAGACCAGGCCCCCGCACUCUCCAGCUCGCCAGACGGAGCCCGCUUCCCCUUUGCUCCCAGCCCUCCUGCCCCCCGGCGCUGCGGGGGUGAUGGGGCGGAAUGGGGCAGCAGAGCGGGGCUUCCAGCGCCUGCGCCCAGAAGGCUACUCCGCCGGCUCGCGCAGCGGCCGCUUCCCCCCCUCCCUGCCCAGGGUUGCUGUGGCGACGCGUGCAGGUGUUGCCUACACCAUGUCCAGCAAAGCUGAGAAGAAGCGGCGAGUGAGCAGCCGGCAAGGCACCCGGGGAAACCGGGCAGGGCGAGCCGCUCAGGCUGCUCAGGCUGUGCUGGCUGCACAGGCCACCGGAGAGAGCACCCUGCCCAGUGAGCAGGAGCAGGAGCAGGAGCAGGAGCAGGAGCAGGAGCAGGAGCAGGAGCAGGAGGCGGAACUGGAGCCUCUCAAGGAGGAGCUUGAGACAGUAUCUGAGGAACCUGAAGAACCGAAACAAGAAUUAGAGGCUGCUGAGGGGGAUGUGGCAGGAGAUGCCAACAUAGUCAGCAACAAUGAGUUUGAGUUUAGUUUUUGGAAGCCCCUUUUCAUCUCUCGAACUGCACUGACGGGACUGGCGGGUGCCACAUGGACAGAGGAGCAUGAUGCCAUUCUGGAACGCUUUGCCCAGGACCCUUCAGAGCCCAUCCUCACCAUCUAUAUCGACCCCUGUUUUGGGCUGAAGUUAGAUAUGGGCAUGCCUGUGCAGACCCAGAACCAGAUUGUCUACUUCAUCCGCCAUGCACCAGUUCCCAUCACUCCAGAGAAUUUUCAGACAACCGUACAGUUUGGGACAGUGCGGGGUGCCUACAUCCCAGCCCUGCUCCGGCUGCUCAGUGGGGUCUUCGCCCCUCAGAUCUUUACAAACACCACCUGGCCUGAGAGCAUUCGAAACCAUUUUGCUUCUCAUCUGCACCGGUUCUUGGCCAGUCUGACAGAUACUAGGUAUAAACUGGAGGGGCACACUGUUCUUUACAUCCCUGCGGAGGCCAUGAACAUGAAGCCCGAGGUGGUGGUGAAGGACAAGGAGUUGGUGCAGCGACUGGAGACCUCCAUGAUCCACUGGACCCGGCAGAUAAAGGAGGUGCUCAGCGCCCAGGAGACAGUGGAGACAGGAGAAAGUUUAGGCCCUCUGGAGGAGAUUGAGUUCUGGCGCAAUCGAUGUAUGGACCUGUCUGGCAUCAGUAAACAGCUGGUGAAGCAAGGAGUGAAACAUAUUGAGAACAUUCUGCACCUUGCCAAGUCAUCCUACUUGGCGCCCUUUAUGAAGCUGGCCCAGCAAAUCCAGGAUGGCUAUUGUCAAGCACAGUCAAACCUGACCUUUUUGUCAAUCCUAAAGGAACCUUAUCAGGAAUUGGCUUUCAUGCGGCCUAAGGACAUCUCUAGUAAGCUCCCUAAGUUGAUCAGUCUCAUCCGGGUCAUCUGGGUCAACUCUCCCCACUACAACACUCGGGAGAGACUGACCUCCCUCUUCCGCAAGGUAUGUGACUGUCAGUACCACUUUGCCCGCUGGGAAGAUGGCAAGCAAGGUCCCCUUCCUUGCUUCUUUGGCGCUCAGGGGCCACAGAUAACGCGGAACUUACUGGAGAUCGAGGACAUCUUUCAUAAAAAUCUGCACAUGCUGCGAGCUGUUCGAGGGGGCAUCCUGGAUGUCAAGAACACGUCUUGGCAUGAAGACUACAAUAGGUUUCGCGCUGGAGUCAAGGACCUGGAGGUGAUGACUCAGAAUUUGAUCACCUCAGCCUUCGAAUUAGUCCGAGAUGUUGAGCAUGGAGUGCUUCUGCUGGACACUUUCCACAGGCUUGCAACCCGUGAGGCUAUAAAGCGAACAUAUGACAAGAAAGCGGUGGACCUCUACAUGUUGUUCAACAGCGAACUGGCCCUCGUGAACCGUGAGUUAAACAAGAAAUGGCCAUACCUGGAGCCCUACAUGGCCAAGUAUUCCGGACACGCUUACUGGGUUCGGAUCCUUCGGCGUCGCCUCGAUAGAGUCAUGAAUUGCCUUUCUAAUGCUCACUUCCUGCCCCAUAUUGGCACUGGAGAGGAGACUGUGCACACCUAUCAGCAGAUGGUUCAGGCCAUUGAUGAGAUGGUUCGAAAAACCUUCCAAGAGUGGACAUUGACCCUGGACAAGGACUGCAUCCGGCGGCUGGAUACUCCGUUGUUACGUAUCAGCCAGGAGAAGGCGGGCAUGCUGGAUGUCAACUUUGACAAGUUCCUGCUGAUUCUUUUCGUGGAGAUUGACUACUGGGAGCGGCUGCUGUUUGAGACACCCCAUUAUGUGGUGAACGUGGCUGAACGGGCAGAAGACCUGCGCAUUCUUCGUGAAAACUUGCUACUUGUUGCCCGAGACUACAAUAGGAUUAUAGCCAUGCUGUCCCCAGAUGAGCAGGCCCUAUUCAAAGAGCGAAUCCGGUUCCUGGAUAAGAAGAUACACCCUGGACUUAAGAAACUGCAUUGGGCCUUGAAAGGGGCCAGUGCCUUCUUCAUUACAGAGUGUCGCAUCCAUGCCAGCAAGGUGCAGAUGAUUGUGAAUGAGUUCAAGGCCUCCACCCUUACCAUUGGCUGGCGAGCACAAGAGAUGUCAGAGACACUGUUGGUACGCAUUAGUGGCAAGCGAGUAUACCGGGACUUGGAAUUUGAGGAGGAUCAAAAGGAGCAUCGGACAGCUGUGCAGCAGAAAUUGAUGAGUCUGCACCAGGAUGUGAUUGACAUCAUGACCAACUCCUAUGAGGUCUUCAAGAACGAUGGUUCUGAGAUUCAGCAGCAGUGGAUGCUGUACACAAUUCGGUUGGAUCACAUGAUGGAGGAUGCCCUGCGCCUGAAUGUGAAGUGGUCAUUGCUGGAACUGUCCAAGGCCAUCAAUGGAGAUGGGAAGACCACUCCAAACCCACUCUUCAGAGUCCUUGUCAUUUUGCAAAAUGACAUGCGGGGGUGUGUGGCACAGGUGGAAUUCUCACCCACCCUACAGACUUUGGCAGGUGUAGUCAAUGACAUUGGCAGCCACCUUAUCUCCACCAUCUCUGUCUUCCGCCACCUCCCUGAAAUUCUCAUCAAGCGCAAGUAUCAUCGUGAACCCAUCCAUGUACUUGUGGAGCGAGAUGAGGACAUCAAGAAGAUCCAGGCCCAGAUCAGCAGUGGUAUGACAGCCAAUGCAAGCCAGCUGCAGAACUAUCUCAAGACCUGGGAUAUGUAUCGCGAAAUCUGGGAGAUCAACAAGGACUCUUUUAUUCGUCGCUACCAGCGCCUCAACCCUCCUGUCUCUUCCUUUGAUGCCGACAUUGCCCGCUACACAGAGGUUGCCAAUAACGUGCAGAAGGAGGAGACCGUCCUCAACAUCCAGUUUGUGCUGCUGGACUGUUCGCACCUCAAGUUCUCGCUGGUGCAGCACUGCAAUGAGUGGCAGAACAAGUUCACGACGCUGCUUAAGGAAAUGGCGGCCAGGCGCCUGCUGGAGCUGCACACCUACCUGAAGGAGAAUGCAGAGAAAAUUAGCCGCCCACCUCAGACGUUGGAGGAACUGGGGGUCAGUUUGCAACUCAUGGACACCCUACAGCAUGACCUGCCCAACCUGGAGAACCAGAUCCCCCCCAUUCAUGAACAAUUCACCAUCCUUGAAAAGUACGAGGUGUCGGUUCAAGACAGUGUAUUGGAGAUGCUUGACAGUCUAAAUGGGGAAUGGGUCGUUUUCCAACAAGUUCUGUUGGAGAGUGAACAAAUGCUGAAGAAACACAAGGAGAAAUUCAAGACAGGUCUUAUUCACUCAGCCGACGAUUUCAAGAAGAAAGCACAUAAUCUUCUAGAAGAUUUUGAAUCCAAAGGUCCUUUCACCAGCAACGUGGGGCAUGUGUCCGCCCUAGAUCAGAUCGCACAAGUGAGGGCGAUGCUAACAGCCAUGCGGGAUGAAGAAAACUCUCUCCGCGCCAACCUGGGCAUCUUCAAGAUUGAGCAGCCAGCCUCCAAGGACCUCCAGAACCUGGAGAAGGAGCUUGAUGCUCUCCAGCAAGUCUGGGAGAUCACACGGGACUGGGAGGAGAACUGGAACCAGUGGAAGACUGGCCGGUUCCUGACCCUACAGACGGAGGCCAUGGAGACCAUGGCCCAUGGGUUGUUCCGUCGCCUCACAAGACUAGCCAAAGAGUAUAAGGACCGAAACUGGGAAAUUAUUGAAACCACUCGAUCGAAAAUCGAGCAGUUCAAGAGGACCAUGCCUCUCAUUGCAGACCUGCGGAAUCCAGCCCUUAGGGACAGGCACUGGGAUCAGGUCAGGGAUGAGAUCCAACGAGAGUUUGACCAGGAAUCUGAAAGCUUCACCUUGGAGCAGAUCGUGGCACUCGGGAUGGAUCAGCAUGUAGAGAAAAUCGGGGAGAUCUCUGCCUCAGCAACCAAAGAGUUGGCUAUAGAAUUGGCAUUACAGAACAUUGCCAAGACCUGGGAUGUGAUCCAGCUAGACAUAGUACCCUACAAGGACAAGGGCCAUCACCGACUCAGAGGUACAGAAGAAGUAUUCCAGGCACUGGAGGAUAACCAGGUGUCUCUGUCUACCAUGAAGGCAUCUCGUUUUGUCAAGGCUUUUGAGAAAGACGUGGAUAACUGGGAACGCUGCCUCUCCCUCAUUUUGGAAGUUAUUGAGAUGGUGCUCGUAGUGCAGCGUCAGUGGAUGUACCUGGAGAAUAUCUUCAUGGGAGAGGAUAUCCGAAAGCAGCUGCCCAAUGAAUCAGCCUUAUUUGACGAGAUGAAUGCCACCUGGAAAUCCAUCAUGGACCGGAUGAGCAAGGACAACAAUGCUCUCCGGAGCACCCAUCAUCCAGGCCUCUUGGAAAAAUUGAUAGAAAUGAACACAAUCUUGGAAGAUAUUCAGAAGUCUCUGGACAUGUAUUUAGAGACCAAGCGCCAUAUUUUCCCCCGCUUCUACUUCUUGUCCAAUGAUGACCUCCUGGAGAUUCUGGGCCAGUCUCGCAACCCAGAGGCUGUGCAGCCACACCUCAAAAAAUGCUUUGACAACAUCAAAUCACUGAAGAUCCAGAAGGUUGGGGUGCCCAGCAGCAAAUGGGAAGCUGUGGGAAUGUUCUCGGGUGACGGCGAGUAUAUUGAUUUCCUCCACCCAGUAAUUUUGGAAGGGCCUGUGGAGUCCUGGCUUGGUGAAGUGGAACGGACCAUGAGGGUGACCCUGCGGGACCUUCUCAGGAACUGCCGCCUGGCCCUUAAGAAGUUCCUUAACAAAAGGGACAAAUGGGUGAAGGAAUGGGCAGGACAGGUGGUGAUCACGGCCAGUCAGAUUCAGUGGACAGCUGAUGUCACCAAGUGCCUGCAGACGGCUAAAGAGCGGGGAGACAAGAAAAUCCUCAAGGUCAUGAAGAAGAAGCAGGUGUCAGUACUGAAUAAGUAUUCAGAAGCCAUUAGGGGGAACUUGACCAAGAUCAUUCGGCUUAAAAUUGUAGCUCUGGUGACAAUAGAAAUUCAUGCCCGGGAUGUGUUGGAGAAGCUUUAUAAGAGCGGCCUCAUGGAUGUCAGUUCCUUUGACUGGAUCAGCCAACUUCGGUUCUACUGGGAGAAGGAUCUUGAUGAUUGUGUGAUCCGCCAGACCAACACACAAUUCCAGUACGGUUAUGAAUACUUGGGUAACUCUGGCCGGCUUGUCAUCACCCCCCUUACAGACAGGUGUGCUUUGUGGGAUGGACCAGGUGGUUGGGGUAGGGGAGCGAAUGCUGAGAGAAGGCUUCCAGGAAUGACUCAAGUCCUGUCCUCAAUUCCCAGGUGCUACAUGACACUGACCACAGCAUUACACCUGCACCGAGGGGGCUCCCCCAAAGGCCCAGCAGGCACAGGAAAGACUGAGACCGUCAAAGACCUGGGCAAGGCCCUCGGCACAUAUGUCAUUGUGGUUAACUGCUCAGAGGGCCUGGACUAUAAGUCCAUGGGCCGAAUGUACUCAGGUCUGGCCCAGACUGGAGCCUGGGGCUGCUUUGACGAGUUUAACCGCAUCAACAUCGAGGUGUUGUCGGUGGUGGCCCAGCAGAUCCUGUCUAUCCUCUCGGCCUUGGCUGCCGGGCUCACUCGUUUCUAUUUUGAGGGUUUUGAAAUAAAUCUGGUGUGGUCCUGUGGGAUCUUCAUUACCAUGAAUCCUGGCUAUGCUGGUCGCACAGAGCUUCCUGAUAAUCUUAAAUCCAUGUUCCGUCCAAUUGCCAUGGUGGUGCCGGAUUCUACCCUUAUUGCAGAAAUAAUUCUCUUUGGGGAGGGCUUUGGCAACUGCAAGAUUCUGGCCAAGAAGGUGUACACGCUUUACUCACUGGCUGUGCAGCAGCUCUCCAGACAGGACCAUUAUGACUUUGGCCUACGUGCCCUCACUUCCCUCCUGCGCUACGCUGGCAAGAAGCGCCGCCUACAGCCGGAUCUGACUGAUGAAGAGGUUCUGCUGCUCUCAAUGAGAGAUAUGAAUAUUGCCAAGCUAACUUCAGUUGAUGUGCCACUGUUCAAUGCCAUCGUACAAGAUCUGUUCCCCAGCAUUGAGCUGCCUGUCAUUGACUAUGGAAAGCUACGGGAGGUCAUUGAGCAGGAGGUUAGAGAUAUGGGCCUGCAGCCCACACCAUUCACCCUCACCAAGGUUAUCCAGCUGUAUGAAACCAAGAACUCCCGCCACUCCACGAUGAUUGUGGGCUGCACGGGCAGUGGCAAGACUGCCUCUUGGCAAAUUCUGCAGCUGUCCUUGACUUCCCUCAGCCGCGCUGGAGACCCCAACUUCAACAUUGUUAAAGAGUUCCCAUUGAACCCCAAGGCCUUGUCCCUGGGGGAGCUCUAUGGGGAAUAUGACCUCAACACUAAUGAAUGGACAGAUGGUGUCUUGUCCAGUGUCAUGCGGACAGCAUGUGCAGGUACCCAAAGGACCAUUGGGUAUGGAGGGCAGAUGCCUGAAUCUUCUGAGGGGGUGGGAAGCUUGGGGAUGAGAGGCUCAAAUUUGGGUGAGGAAAGCUUGGGGAAUGCUGGGCAUGAGCAGCCAUGUGCUGGCAUCUUGAGGAGCCCCAGUGUGGAGGGAGGGCUAGGUGAUGAGGCUCUUGGGUUUGUAUCGUCCAUAUUCUGCUUAGAUGAGAAACCUGAUGAGAAGUGGAUUGUUUUUGAUGGCCCUGUGGACACACUGUGGAUUGAGAGCAUGAACUCAGUCAUGGAUGAUAACAAAGUGCUGACCCUCAUCAAUGGAGAGCGCAUUGCAAUGCCUGAGCAGGUUUCUCUCCUGUUUGAAGUGGAGAACUUGGCAGUGGCUUCUCCGGCCACUGUAUCGCGCUGCGGGAUGGUCUAUACUGACUAUGUUGACCUGGGCUGGAAGCCCUACGUUCAGUCGUGGCUGGAGAAGAGGCCAAAGGCUGAGGUGGAGCCCCUUCAGCGCAUGUUUGAGAAGUUCAUCAACAAGAUGCAGGCCUUUAAGAAGGACAAUUGCAAUGAGCUGGUGCCAGUUCCUGAAUACAGUGGCAUCAUCUCCCUCUGCAAGCUGUACUCGGCCCUGGCCACACCAGAGAAUGGGGUAAACCCAGCUGAUGGUGAAAACUAUGCCUCCAUGGUCGAGAUGACAUUUGUGUUCAGCAUGAUCUGGUCUGUGUGUGCCUCUGUGGAUGAGGAGGGCCGCAAGAAGAUUGACAGUUACCUCCGAGAGAUUGAGGGCUCCUUUCCCAAUAAGGACACUGUGUAUGAGUAUUUUGUGGACCCCAAGAUGCGGAGUUGGACAUCAUUUGAGGAAAAGCUCCCUAAAAGUUGGCGCUACCCUCCAAACGCCCCCUUCUAUAAGAUUAUGGUGCCGACCAUUGACACUGUUCGAUACAACUACCUGGUGAGCGCUUUGGUGUCCAGCCAGAAUCCCAUCCUGCUCGUUGGUCCUGUGGGAACUGGGAAGACAUCCAUUGCCCAGAGUGUUCUGCAGUCCUUGCCCUCUAGCCAGUGGUCAGUGCUUAUUGUCAACAUGUCUGCUCAGACUACAUCCAAUAACGUGCAGGGCAUCAUCGAGAGCAGGGUGGAGAAGCGAACCAAGGGUGUCUAUGUGCCAUUUGGGGGCAAAAGCAUGAUCACCUUCAUGGAUGACCUGAAUAUGCCAGCUAAGGACUUGUUUGGGUCCCAGCCACCCCUGGAGCUGAUUCGCCUCUGGAUUGACUAUGGCUUUUGGUACGAUCGUUCGAAACAGACCAUCAAGCACAUUCGAGACAUGUUCCUGAUGGCUGCCAUGGGCCCUCCAGGUGGUGGACGGACUAUCAUCUCCCCAAGGCUACAGAGUCGUUUCAACAUCAUCAACAUGACCUUCCCCACAGAAUCCCAGAUCAUCCGAAUAUUUGGCACCAUGAUCAAUCAGAAGCUUCAGGACUUUGAGGAAGAAGUGAAGCCCAUUGGGAAUGUGGUGACUGAAGCCACCUUAGAUGUGUACAACACUGUGGUACAACGCUUCCUGCCCACGCCCGCCAAGAUCCAUUACCUCUUCAACCUUCGAGACAUCUCCAAGGUGUUCCAGGGCAUGCUGAGAGCCAACAAGGACUUCCAUGACACCAAGUCCAGCAUUACGCGCCUGUGGAUCCAUGAGUGCUUCCGAGUCUUCUCUGACCGGCUGGUUGAUGCAACAGACAUGGAAGCUUUCCUAGGCAUCAUAAGUGACAAGCUUGGCUCCUUCUUUGACCUCACAUUUCAUAAUCUCUGUCCCAACAAACGUUCUCCCAUCUUUGGGGACUUCCUGAAGGAGCCCAAGGUAUAUGAAGACCUGACUGACCUGUCAGUACUGAAAACAGCCAUGGAGACGGCCCUCAAUGAGUACAACCUGUCACCCACUGUUGUGCCAAUGCAGCUGGUGCUCUUCAGAGAGGCUAUUGAACACAUCACUCGGAUAGUGCGAGUAAUCGGACAGCCUCGGGGCAACAUGCUCUUAGUGGGCAUUGGGGGUAGUGGGCGCCAGAGUCUGGCCCGCCUGGCUUCGUCUAUCUGCGAGUACAUCACCUUCCAGAUCGAGGUCACCAAACAUUACCGGAAGCAGGAGUUCAGAGAUGAUAUCAAGCGUCUGUACCGCCAGGCUGGGGUAGAUCUCAAGGCCACAUCCUUCCUCUUUGUGGACACCCAAAUUGCUGAUGAGUCAUUCCUAGAGGACAUCAACAAUAUCCUCAGCUCAGGAGAGGUCCCCAAUCUGUAUAAGAGCGAUGAAUUUGAGGAGAUCCAGACACACAUCAUAGAGCAGGCCCGGGCAGAGCAGGUGCCGGAGACAUCCGACAGCCUCUUCACCUACCUCAUCGAGCGCGUGCGGAACAACCUGCACAUCGUGCUCUGCCUCAGCCCCGUGGGGGACCCCUUCAGGAACUGGAUCCGCCAGUACCCAGCCUUGGUGAACUGCACUACCAUCAACUGGUUCACAGAGUGGCCCCAUGAGGCCCUGCUAGAGGUGGCUGAGAAGUACCUCAUUGGCGUAGACCUGGGAACUCAGGAAAAUAUCCACAGGAAGGUAGCCCGGAUCUUUGUCACCAUGCACUGGUCAGUGGCUCAGUAUUCCCAGAAGAUGUUGUUGGAGCUGCGAAGAUACAACUACGUCACACCCACCAACUACCUGGAGCUUGUGUCUGGUUAUAAGAAGUUGCUGGGAGAGAAGCGGCAGGAGCUGCUGGACCAAAUCAAUAAGCUGCGGACAGGAUUGUUUAAGAUCGAUGAAACCAGAGAAAAGGUGGAGGUGAUGUCGCUGGAGCUGGAGGAUGCCAAGAAGAAGGUGGCCGAGUUCCAGAAACAAUGUGAGGAAUAUCUGGUCAUCAUCGUGCAACAGAAGCGGGAGGCAGACGAGCAGCAGAAGGCAGUGACAGCCAACAGUGAGAAGAUUGCAGUUGAGGAAAUCAAGUGUCAGGCCCUGGCUGACAAUGCCCAGAAGGACCUAGAAGAAGCCCUGCCAGCUCUGGAAGAGGCCAUGAGGGCCCUGGAGUCUCUGAACAAGAAGGACAUAGGUGAGAUCAAGUCCUACGGACGGCCACCUGCCCAGGUGGAGAUAGUGAUGCAGGCAGUCAUGAUUCUCCGAGGCAAUGAGCCCACGUGGGCAGAGGCCAAGAGGCAGCUAGGGGAACAGAACUUCAUUAAGUCCCUCAUCAACUUUGAUAAAGACAACAUCUCAGACAAGGUGCUGAAGAAGAUUGGGGCCUACUGUGCCCAGCCCGACUUCCAGCCUGAUAUCAUUGGCCGUGUCUCCCUGGCUGCCAAGUCCCUCUGCAUGUGGGUGCGGGCCAUGGAGCUGUAUGGGCGGCUGUAUCGGGUGGUGGAGCCCAAGCGGGCCCGAAUGAACGCUGCCUUGGCCCAGCUUCAGGAGAAGCAGGCCGCACUAGCUGAAGCCCAAGAGAAGCUUCGAGAGGUGGCUGAGAAACUGGAGAUGCUGAAGAAACAGUACGAUGAGAAGCUGGCACAGAAGGAGGAACUUCGAAAGAAGUCUGAGGAGAUGGAGCUGAAGCUGGAGCGAGCCGGGAUGUUGGUAUCCGGGUUAGCUGGUGAGAAGGCCCGGUGGGAAGAGACAGUGAAGGGCUUGGAGGAAGACCUGGGCUACCUGGUAGGUGACUGUCUCCUGGCUGCUGCCUUCCUGUCCUACAUGGGACCCUUCCUGACCAAUUACCGGGAUGAGAUUGUCAACCAAAUCUGGAUCAAGAAGAUCUCGGAGCUACAAGUUCCUUGCUCACCUCGCUUCACCUUCGAUAACUUCCUGUCCAACCCUACCAAAGUCCGAGACUGGAACAUCCAGGGGUUGCCCUCGGAUGCCUUCUCCACUGAGAAUGGCAUCAUAGUCACCCGUGGCAACAGGUGGGCACUGAUGAUUGACCCUCAGGCUCAGGCCCUGAAGUGGAUUAAGAACAUGGAAGGAAGCCAGGGCCUCAGGAUCAUCGACCUGCAGAUGACUGAUUACCUUCGAAUCCUAGAAAACGCCAUCCAAUUUGGAUACCCAGUGCUGCUACAGAACGUGCAGGAAUAUCUGGACCCCACACUCAACCCUGUGCUCAACAAAUCUGUAGCUCGAAUUGGUGGUCGGCUGCUGAUGCGUAUUGGAGAUAAAGAGGUGGAAUACAAUCCCAAUUUUCGUUUCUACAUCACCACCAAGCUCUCCAACCCCCACUAUAGCCCAGAGACCUCAGCCAAGACCACCAUUGUCAACUUUGCUGUUAAAGAGCAGGGCCUGGAGGCUCAACUAUUGGGCAUUGUGGUCCGGAAGGAGAGGCCUGAGCUGGAGGAGCAGAAGGACUCACUAGUCAUCAACAUCGCUGCUGGCAAGAGGAAGCUCAAGGAGCUGGAGGAUGAGAUCCUUCGGCUGCUGAAUGAGGCCACAGGCUCCCUGCUGGACGAUGUGCAGCUGGUGAACACCCUGCGGACCUCCAAGAUAACUGCCACUGAGGUGACGGAGCAGCUGGAGACCAGUGAAACCACAGAGAUCAACAUAGACUUGGCCCGUGAGGCUUACCGCCCGUGUGCCCAGAGAGCGUCGGUACUGUUCUUCGUGCUCAAUGACAUGGGCCGCAUCGACCCCAUGUACCAAUUCUCGCUGGAUGCCUACAUCAGCCUCUUUAUCCUUAGCAUUGACAAGAGCCACCGCAGCAAUAAGCUGGAGGACCGCAUUGACUACUUGAAUGAGUACCACACCUACGCUGUCUACAGGUACACCUGCCGCACCCUUUUUGAGCGCCACAAGCUGUUAUUCAGUUUUCAGAUGUGCGCCAAAAUCCUGGAGACUUCUGGCAAGCUCAACAUGGAUGAAUACAACUUCUUUCUACGUGGGGGUGUGGUCCUGGACCGGGAGGGCCAAAUGGACAACCCAUGUACUAGUUGGCUUGCUGAUGCCUACUGGGAUAACAUCACAGAGCUAGACAAACUGACCAACUUCCACGGACUCAUGAACUCCUUUGAGCAGUAUCCUCGUGACUGGCACCUGUGGUAUACCAACGCUGCCCCGGAAAAGGCUAUGCUGCCAGGUGAGUGGGAGAACGCCUGCAAUGAAAUGCAGCGGAUGUUGAUUGUUCGCUCCCUGCGCCAGGACCGAGUGGCAUUCUGUGUGACUUCUUUCAUUGUCUCCAACCUGGGCUCCCGCUUCAUCGAGCCGCCUGUGCUAAACAUGAAGUUGGUGAUGGAGGAUUCAACCCCACGAACCCCACUCAUAUUCAUCCUGUCCCCGGGUGUAGACCCCACCAGCGCCCUGCUCCAGCUGGCAGAGCACACAGGCAUGGGCCAGCGCUUCAAUGCCCUGUCCUUGGGCCAGGGCCAGGCCCCCAUCGCCGCUCGGCUCCUCCGAGAGGGUGUGAUUCAGGGACACUGGGUGUUCCUGGCUAACUGCCACCUGUCACUGUCAUGGAUGCCGAAUCUGGAUAAGCUGGUGGAACAGCUGCAGGUGGAGGAUCCUCAUCCUUCCUUCCGCCUCUGGCUCAGCUCCAGCCCCCACCCGGACUUCCCUAUCUCCAUCCUGCAGGCCAGCAUCAAGAUGACCACGGAGCCACCAAAGGGCCUAAAGGCCAAUAUGACACGUCUUUACCAACUGAUGACGGAACCACAGUUUUCCCGCUGCUCCAAACCUGCCAAGUAUAAGAAGCUGCUGUUUGCACUCUGUUUCUUCCACUCUGUGUUACUUGAACGCAAAAAGUUCUUGCAGCUUGGCUGGAACAUCAUCUAUGGCUUCAAUGACUCAGACUUCGAGGUGUCAGAGAACUUGCUGAGCCUCUAUCUGGAUGAGUACGAGGAGACGCCCUGGGAUGCGCUCAAGUAUCUCAUUGCUGGUGUCAACUACGGCGGGCAUGUGACGGAUGACUGGGACCGGCGCCUGCUCACCACCUACAUCAAUGACUAUUUCUGUGACCAGACUCUAUCAACCCCCUUCUACCGGUUGUCGGCACUGGAGACCUAUUUUGUCCCAAAGGAUGGGAGCCUGGCCUCUUACAAGGAGUACAUCAGCAUGUUGCCUGGCAUGGAUCCCCCUGAGGCCUUUGGCCAGCACCCCAAUGCUGAUGUGGCCUCCCAGAUCACCGAGGCACGGACUCUCUUUGAAACUCUGCUUUCCCUGCAACCCCAGAUCACACCCACUGGGGCUGGAGGCCAGAGCCGGGAAGAGAAGGUCCUUGAGUUGGCUGCUGAUGUGAAGCAGAAGAUCCCAGAAAUGAUUGACUAUGAAGGGACCAGAAAACUUCUGGCUCUGGAUCCUUCCCCACUCAAUGUGGUCCUUCUGCAGGAGAUUCAGAGAUACAACAAGCUGAUGGAGACCAUCCUGUUCUCACUGACAGACCUAGAAAAAGGCAUCCAGGGCCUCAUCGUCAUGUCUACAAGCCUGGAAGAGAUUUUCAAUUGCAUCUUUGAUGCCCAUGUUCCUCCACUCUGGGGAAAGGGAUAUCCCUCACAAAAACCGCUGGCUGCGUGGACCCGGGACCUGGCUAUGCGUGUGGAACAGUUUGAGUUGUGGGCCAGCCGUGCCCGGCCGCCUGUGAUCUUCUGGCUGUCUGGCUUCACGUUUCCCACUGGCUUCCUCACCGCUGUGCUUCAGUCUUCAGCUCGCCAAAACAAUGUUUCAGUGGACAGCCUCUCCUGGGAGUUUGUUGUUUCCACCGUGGAUGACAGCAACCUAGUGUAUCCGCCUAAGGAUGGUGUCUGGGUUCGGGGCCUGUACCUGGAGGGGGCCGGCUGGGAUCGGAAGAACUCCUGCUUGGUGGAGGCAGAACCCAUGCAGCUUGUCUGCCUCAUGCCCACGAUCCAUUUCCGGCCUGCAGAGAGCCGCAAGAAGACUGCCAAGGGCAUGUACUCCUGUCCCUGCUAUUAUUAUCCCAACCGAGCAGGCAGCUCAGACAGAUCCUCCUUCGUCAUUGGCAUUGACCUCCGGUCAGGGGCCAUGACAGCUGAUCAUUGGAUCAAGAGGGGCACUGCCUUACUCAUGAGCCUGGACAACUGAGGCCUCCUCUUCUACCUUGCUUGAGAGAGGGCGGAGACUCUAGGAGCCCAGACCUCACUCAGGCCUUGACCUUGGCUGAAUGUGGAGUAAUGGGGCCCUGAAGAUACCCUGUGUGCUAGCCAUAAAGGUGGAAAAGCUGUACUGGAGCUGAGUGCAGUAAAACACACGUAACCACAAGUCCUGAGUCUCUCAGUGGAACGGUUUGGAGAGGAAGUCUCAUAUAGUUGGGAGAUACAGUGGGCUGCUACUAGCGAGGAAGUGGGGCGACCUUGAGAGUAAGGGAGGCGUGGUCUUGACCAAAUGGGCUGGGCGGUGGGGCCUAAAGAGUAUGGCUAAUUCUCGGGGCGCGACUCGAGUGGGUGAGGCGGGGCUUACUCUGGAAGGGCGCGUGUUCCAAAUGGAAACGGGGGUUUGUAAGAUAGAACUCAAAGGGCUGGACCUCGCAUGCUGCACCCCCAAUCUGGCACCCUGCACCCAGCAUCCUACCCGGCAUCCUACCCGGCACGGGCGCUGAGAAGAGGGGGACAGGGAGAGGCGGAGCGGAGCCGAAGACAGGGACUUCGGAGCUAGGAGGGGCGGGACCACAAGGAGGGGGCGGGGCUGCGGACGGAGGGGGGGCGGGUGUUUGUGUUGGAAAAUCCAACUGCGCCACGGGGCAGAGCGGCCCCCCCAGCCCCGGCCUGGGAGAGGGGGGGGCCGCUCGACCCCUGGGGGACCUUGGGGAGCCUGAACACCUGGGACCCCCCCAGAACCAGGUUCCCCCAGGCACCAUGCCAGCCCGGUAGCACCACCAGCCCCACCCACGGUGGUCUGCUGCACCCCAUUGCUGGGGGCACUGGUUCCAAUGAGACAGGGGCACAGCAGACUCCAGCUGGCUGUUACUGAGGCGGAGACACGAGUGAUGAUUGGCUUCCAGGAGAGAGAGGAAGUCCUGU
Molecule: messenger RNA, 14963 nt
Organism: Loxodonta africana (African savanna elephant)
Lineage: Eukaryota; Metazoa; Chordata; Mammalia; Proboscidea; Elephantidae
Gene: DNAH2
Product: dynein axonemal heavy chain 2
Exons: 87
Coding region: 1-14028 (4675 amino acids)
Biological process (GO): microtubule-based movement
Cellular component (GO): dynein complex
Molecular function (GO): minus-end-directed microtubule motor activity; ATP binding; dynein light intermediate chain binding
Source: RefSeq, a predicted model, not a curated record